This is a messenger RNA of Sporothrix brasiliensis 5110, 252 nucleotides long. RefSeq lists its product as uncharacterized. Lineage: Eukaryota; Fungi; Ascomycota; Sordariomycetes; Ophiostomatales; Ophiostomataceae. The transcript has a single exon. The record is from RefSeq and is a predicted model, not a curated record. The coding region runs from base 1 to 252 and encodes 83 amino acids.
AUGCAAAUGCCGCCGCUGGCCACGAAAGAGGGCGCCGGCGGCGACGGCGUCGACGACCGUGACCCUGAUGGCGCUGGUGGCGCGGAGACACCCGGCAAUGGGCUCGAACCCAUGGACGAGCGCGAGGACGUCGGCAGCGGCAGCACCGUGCCGGACCCUGCUGCCGUCUCUGCGCCGGACAAGGAGGGCAUGGAGGGCGUGGAGGGUCUCGUGCCCGACGUCAGCCAGGCGCUCGGGUCGUUUUUGAUGUAG